AUCGGCUUUGUAGCCAGAGAAAACAAAAGGUUUGUUGUGAGAAACUUUGAGUCCUUUGUGCAAAUAAGACGAAAAAGCCGACCUUGAAGGCAGAUACCAAGAAACCCAGAUCAAGAUCAAGAUCGAGAUCGGAUCAGAUCAGUACAUCACUACAACCAAGUCAAAUACCUCCCCCACCAAGAACAAACCGCCACUAUGCCCAUCGCCAAAGGAUUUAAACUGCCAGCCACCGCCGGCCAGCUCACCAUCCCCGACAGCGGCAAGGUCUUUGUCGUCUUUGUCGCCUCCAACCUUCCGGAGACGGGCCAGUCGUGGUGUCCCGACGUGCGAGCCGCCAUGCCGGUCCUCGAGGCGGAGUUUGCAGGCGAUGACAAGCCCGAAUUGAAGCUCGUUGAGGUCGGACAGGUGCCAGAGUGGAGGAAGCCCGACAACGUCUACAGGACCAAGUGGAGCAUCAACAGCGUCCCCACGCUCGUCCGCUUUGAGCAGGUGGACGGUGACAUCAAGGAGACUGGAAGGCUGGUCGAGGGCGAGUUGUUGGACAGCAAGGCUUUCAAGAAGUUUGUGUCUUGAAUGGGCCCCCGAUGGAAUUUCAACUUUUUACGGACCAGGUUGUGAUACAUUCAUGAAGACAAUCGCCCAGAAAAUGGUAGCUAUGGAGAAAUGGACGGCUUGAUGAGAAAAUAUGAGUGCCUAGGUGAUCUCCUUGUACUGUGCCGCCACCAAAAAAAACAUCAACAGUCUUUUCAUCUGUUUCCAUGCUUCCUUGCCAAGCAUACUUGCUUUUGAGAAGUCUGGUAGGUUGGCAAGAUGUUGGAGAUCCUGACUGCACUUUUGUUCUGGGCAGGUCAACCAACGAUUGAUUAGGGUAGUUCAGUAUGACGAGUGGAAGUAUGUGAUUGGGUAUACUGUGGCCGAAAUCAGACAGGACCAGCAUGAUUGGGUCCAGCAAUUGAUUAAAUAAUGCUUUUAUACCAAUUAAACAUUAUGUUAAAAG
This is a messenger RNA of Pyricularia oryzae 70-15, 997 nucleotides long. RefSeq lists its product as uncharacterized. Gene Ontology annotation, molecular function: protein-disulfide reductase [NAD(P)H] activity. Bases 196 to 573 code for a protein of 125 amino acids. The transcript has 2 exons. Lineage: Eukaryota; Fungi; Ascomycota; Sordariomycetes; Magnaporthales; Pyriculariaceae. Gene Ontology annotation, cellular component: cytosol. The record is from RefSeq and is a predicted model, not a curated record.